This is a messenger RNA of Thamnophis elegans (Western terrestrial garter snake), 2228 nucleotides long. RefSeq names its product GATA zinc finger domain containing 1 (gene GATAD1). Gene Ontology annotation, cellular component: nucleus. The transcript has 5 exons. Gene Ontology annotation, molecular function: sequence-specific DNA binding; zinc ion binding. The record is from RefSeq and is a predicted model, not a curated record. Gene Ontology annotation, biological process: chromatin organization; regulation of DNA-templated transcription. NCBI's taxonomy places the organism in Eukaryota, Metazoa, Chordata, Lepidosauria, Squamata, Natricidae. The coding region runs from base 137 to 925 and encodes 262 amino acids.
GCCGCCGCCGCCCUGCUUUCCCUCCGUUUCCUCAGCAGCGCUGGCCUCUCGCCUUGGGCGCCGCUUCCGCGACCGAGCCGUCGUGGCGGGUGGGCCGAGUGUCAGGAACCGAAGGAGUAAACGGGCCAGCGCCAGGAUGCCGCUGGGCCUCAAGCCGACGUGCAGCGUAUGCCGCACCACUUCAUCGUCCAUGUGGAAGAAAGGCGGGCAGGGCGAGAUCCUCUGCAACAACUGCACGGGCCGUUCAGGGCCGGCCGCUGCUGGGGCGGCUUCCUACGCCGGCACCUCCGCGGCCUCGCAGCACAGCAACGGCGGCGGCGGAGGGGGCGGCGGGAAUAGCGGCGGCGGCGGCGGCGGGAAGCAGAGUAAGCAAGAAAUUCACAGAAGAUCUGCUCGAUUGAGGAACACGAAAUAUAAAUCUGCUCCUGCUGCUGAGAAAAAGGUUUCCACUAAAGGAAAAGGGAGGAGGCAUAUUUUCAAAUUAAAAAAUCCCAUCAAAGCUCCAGAAUCUGUUGCCACAAUCAUUACAGCAGAAUCUAUCUUCUAUAAGGGAAUAUACUAUCAAAUUGGAGAUGUUGUUUCAGUGAUUGAUGAGCAAGAUGGUAAAACAUACUAUGCUCAGAUUAGAGGUUUUAUUCAAGACCAAUACUGUGAAAAAAGUGCAGCUUUAACAUGGCUCAUUCCUACUACAGCAAGCCCAAAAGACUAUUUUGAUCCUGCAACUUACAUAAUAGGACCAGAAGAAGAUCUUCCAAGAAAAAUUGAGUACUUAGAAUUUAUCUGCCAUGCGCCUUCAGAAUAUUUCAAAUCUCGAUCAACUCCUUUUCCUACGAUUCCCACUAGGCCAGAAAAAGGUUAUAUCUGGACUCAUGUUGGACCUACUCCAGCAAUUUCAAUCAAGGAAACUGUUAGUAGCAGCUUGUAGUAUCUCUUCAAAAAAAUGCUUUUAUUUAUAUUUUAAAUUACUAUCUGACUUCUAUUUAUUGUUUAAAUCUCUGCCUUUGUCAAUUUUUCAUUUUUGAAGCUGUUUUUUCCCCCAGAAAAAAUAUAUCUAGAUAAAUGAAUAUUUUAAAGUAUUUCUGCUAUGUUAGAACUGUGCCCUUAUAUUAGGAUAUUGUGUAUAGUAAUUUGUAUUUAAUUUGAGGAAUGGAGCAAGUUUUCAUUAAAAAGUGAGGUGAAAUUAUAGGAAAAUGGAGGAAAACCUUGAUACGGAUAUACCACAACACUAUUUAAAACAUUUAAUUGAAAAACAUGGGAAAAAGGAGUACAUUUCCAUGUUGCAUAUGUGCUAUCCUUAUCUGAAAAAAAGUUACUAAGUCUCCCUUACUUAAAUCUAUGGUGAUUUUAAGAAAAAUGUAAGGAGUAGUUCUGAAACAAUUUUGGUGGAAAUCAUGUUUCAAUAUGAUUUCAUUAUAAUGGGCACUUUAUUUGGAUGAUGGCUUUUUCCAGAACUUUAAUGUGAAUUCUUGAACCAACUUGUAAUUCUUGUGUCGUAUUAAUACAGGAGCCCCCAACCCCCAGGUUGCACCCCAUUCACUUUGCUGAAGUGGUAGGUGAGGACCCUAUAGUUGUGAAAAUGGUGUGUGCGUACACGGGAAACCAUUCCCCUGCUCCCCGGCCUGCCAAGCCGGAAAGGUUGAGACUGCUAUAUUAAAGGAUAUCUUGUUGGUUCAUUCCAAGGUUAAUCUUGGGGAAAUGUAACUUUCUCCUUCUUUACCUUAAAUCUUUGCAGCUAAUAGAAAUGAAUAGGUGGAAGGAGGAGUGGUAAAAUAGUUUUUAAAAUAAAUAUAAGUGCCAGGUAUCUUUUAAGAGACAGCUGAAUAGCUUAUCUCUAGUGUUCUAACUGCAUUUAGACCAUUAUUUUUAAGUUCUAUCAAGUUACAGUUACUUUUGUUUUAGACAUUGUUCAGAAAUGGAAAUGGUUUGUUAGAUUGAACUUGGAUAAUACGAAACUGGUGCAAUUAUUUUAAAUCAUAUAAUUUUGUCUCAGUAUGUUGUAUGUACCCAUUUAAUUGAAAAUUGUUCAGAAACUAUUUUUAAAUUGUGGCUUAAUGUAAAGCCCAAUCCCAGUCUGAUUAUUUUCAUUUUUAUUUGGUACCAGGUUUAAUUUUAACAUUAAAGUGGCUUUUUAUACUGCUGCUACUACUCAUGAAUGCUUUUGAAGAAAUCCAGAUCUAUUUUUUUUUGUAUCAUCGCAUAAAACAAUAAACGGACUAUUCAUAACUAGA